This is a messenger RNA of Ilex paraguariensis (yerba mate), 2637 nucleotides long. Lineage: Eukaryota; Viridiplantae; Streptophyta; Magnoliopsida; Aquifoliales; Aquifoliaceae. The record is from the annotation of a GenBank genome assembly.
AUGGGGAAUAUAAAGCAUCUUGCUAGUCCUGUCACGCGUAAUAGAAUCGAGCAGAACCCCAAAGAGAAAGGGGGGGGGGGACAUGAGAUUAAUAAGAAUCUUUGGCCUUCUAACAUAUAUUGCAAAAAGCUAGGUGAAAUAAGGCAUCUAUGCUCAUAUCUUUUGGAUUUGAAGAAAGCUUCUGCUGAGGAAAUGCGCAGAAGUGUUUAUGCUAAUUAUACAGCCUUUAUACGCACAGCAAAAGAGAUUUCAGAUUUGGAGGGUGAGCUUUCAUCAAUCAGGAACCUGCUAUCUACUCAAGCGACUUUAAUUCAUGGUUUAGCUGAGGGAGUUUACGUCGAUUCCAUGUCUAUUGCUGUUCCUGUUGGUCCCACUGCCAAUUGUUUGUGUAAUGAUGAUGGUAGAGAACCUUCAGACCUAGAGAACUGGUUGAUAGAGUUUCCUGAUCUCCUUGAUGUUUUGUUAGCUGAAAGGAGAGUGGAUGAAGCUUUGGGAACUCUUGAUGAAGGAGAACGUGUAGCUUCUGAAGCAAAAGAAACAAAAACCCUGAGUCCUACUAUGCUUUUGUCACUACAGACUGCAAUUAUGGAACGUAGGCAAAAAUUAGCUGAUCAGCUUGCUGAAGCUGCUUGCCAACAUUCUACACGUGGUGCUGAGCUUCGCGCAGCUAUUUCCGCUCUUAAAAGGCUUGGGGAUGGCCCUCGUGCUCAUUGUUUACUACUCAAUGCACAUUUCCAAAGAUAUCAGUACAACAUGCAAAGUCUGCGUCCAUCAAGCACCUCAUAUGGAGGAGCAUACACUGCUGCCCUCUCACAGCUGGUAUUUUCUGCUGUUGCUCAAGCAGCAAGUGAUUCUUUGGCCAUUUUUGGUAAGGAGCCGGCUUAUACAUCGGAGCUGGUGAUGUGGGCUACAAAGCAAACUGAGGCCUUUGCGCUUCUUGUUAAGAGACACGCUUUAGCUUCAUCUGCAGCUGCUGGAGGUUUAAGAGCUGCAGCCGAAUGCGUUCAAAUAGCUUUAGGUCAUUGUUCAUUGUUGGAAGAUCGUGGUUUAGCACUUUGUCCUGUGCUCCUGAAACUUUUUAGACCUAGUGUUGAACAAGCACUAGAUGCUAAUUUGAAGCGAAUUGAAGAGAGCACUGCUGCCCUUGCUGCGGCUGAUGAUUGGGAACUCACCUCUCCUCCCACUGUCACACGCCAAUCUGUCAGGCCUUCCAGUACGUCUCUGGGAACUACGACUGCAUAUCACCAUAAACUUUCAAGUAGUGCUCAUCGGUUCAAUCUGAUGGUCCAGGAUUUCUUCGAGGAUGUGGGGCCACUUCUAAGUAUGCAGUUGGGAGGUAAAACAUUAGAAGGUUUGUUCCAGGUGUUUAACUCAUACAUUAACAUGCUUAUCAAAGCAUUACCGGGUUCAAUGGAAGAAGAAGCAAACUUUGAAGGUUCUGGAAAUAAAAUUGUUCGAAUGGCUGAGACUGAAGCCCAGCAAAUUGCAUUGCUUGCAAAUGCGUCCUUAUUAGCAGACGAACUGUUACCUCGUCCAGCUAUGAAGCUCGCGCUGCUGAAUCCGGCUAACUACAAAGAUGAUGCUCGGAAAAGACCUUCAGAUAGGCAAAACCGUCAUCCAGAGCAAAGGGAAUGGAAGAGACGUCUCCUGAGCUCAGUCGAUAGAUUAAAAGAUAGUUUUUGUCGACAACAUGCUCUAGAUCUUAUUUUUACAGAGGAUGGUGAUAGCCAUCUUAGUGCAGAAAUGUACAUAAACAUGGAUGGAAAUGUGGAUGAAGUUGAAUGGUUUCCCUCUUCAAUAUUCCAGAGGUGCUUUGUUUUUGGGAGUUUUAUUUUGGCCCUAACCCAUCAGGGUAGUCAGAUGGGAAGUAUUCAGAGGUUAAUACAGCAGGACCUCUAUACAAAACUUAAUAGGAUGGCUACCAUAGCAGCAGAUAUGUUUGUUGGCAGGGAAAGGUUUGCUACAUUGUUAUUGAUGAGGCUUACAGAAACUGUCAUCUUAUGGCUUUCAGAAGACCAAAGUUUUUGGGAUGAUAUCGAAGAAGGACCAAGGCCAUUAGGUCCUCUUGGUAUUCAACAGUUCUAUUUGGAUAUGAAGUUUGUAAUCUGCUUUGCCUCCCAAGGGCGUUACUUAUCUCGCAAUUUGCAUCGAGUUGUUAAUGAGAUCAUAUCUAAAGUGGUGGCUGCUUUUGCUGCAACUGGGAUGGAUCCAUACAGCAUACUUCCGGAAGAUGAAUGGUUCACUGACAUUUGCCAAGAAGCAAUGGAAAGGCUGAGCGGUAAGCCAAAAGUUGCUAAUGGGGACCGGGAUCUGAGCAGCCCAACUGCAUCGAUCUCGGCACAAUCAAUAUCAUCCAUAAAAUCUCAUGGGAUUGAGGGAGGAUUUGCGUUUGUAUAUGUUGAUUCAUUAUUUGAUCUUGAAUACAAAUCUGUUCUAUUCUUUGACAACCGUGGUGGUUUCUGUAAUGGCUAUGGAGUCAUGGAUCGGAACUGCAUUAGCUGUUGUGGCCAGCUCGUCAUUUGGUUUAGCGAUCUUCUUUUUGGAAACAUUAGGAAGAUCAAUAAGAAAAUGAUGAGAGCAGAAGAUGAGAUGAUGAUAUGCUGGCUGGCGAUGAGGAAAAGGCCCGUAAAACUUUAG